GAACCUCAAUAUUCAGUUAUUCAAUACCGAUUCCCCACUCGGAGUAUCCGUUUUAAUCUUCUGCAAUGGCCGACGAAGCGAACAGAGCAGCUUUUCUAGAGAUUCAAGGUCGUAUGAUUGAGAUCACUGGAAAACUGAAGCAGGUACAGAACCAGAUGCGAAACAAGGAGGGAGAAAAAAAGCGUGCCUUUCUAACAUUGGAGGAGCUGCGACAAUUGUCUGAUGAUACAAAUACCUACAAAUCUAUAGGGAGAACGUUUGUGUUAGAACCCAAGUCAGUUUUAAUGAGUGAACAGGAACAAAAGCUGAAGGAUAGCGAAACUGCAAUUGCCUCAUUACAGACAUCAAAGGAAUAUUUAGAAAAGCAGAUGGUAGAGGUGGAGAACAACCUUAAGGAGCUCUUGGAGCAAGAUCCGGGUCUUGCUCGUCAGAUAAUGUCCAUGACUGUAAUGUAAAUCAUCCAUUUCUUAGAAUUUCUGCUGUGUGCUUUACAUUCCCCCCGUAAGUCUUUAUUGAAACCUGAAACCUCAAAUGGUAGGCCUAUUAUCCACACAUUAUUGCCUUUUUGCUUUGCCCUUUCCAACACUUGGCCAUGUGAAAUGGAGAUGAUUUAUUUUAUGGUUCAAAUUAGAUUUCAUAGAUUUAAUGGUA
This is a messenger RNA of Alnus glutinosa, 651 nucleotides long. Its product is annotated as prefoldin subunit 1-like. Gene Ontology annotation, molecular function: protein folding chaperone. Gene Ontology annotation, cellular component: prefoldin complex; cytoplasm. Gene Ontology annotation, biological process: protein folding. Bases 66 to 455 code for a protein of 129 amino acids. Lineage: Eukaryota; Viridiplantae; Streptophyta; Magnoliopsida; Fagales; Betulaceae. The record is from RefSeq and is a predicted model, not a curated record. The transcript is spliced from 6 exons.